Messenger RNA from Acomys russatus (golden spiny mouse), 2793 nucleotides. RefSeq names its product netrin 3 (gene Ntn3). Bases 805 to 2550 code for a protein of 581 amino acids. Lineage: Eukaryota; Metazoa; Chordata; Mammalia; Rodentia; Muridae. The transcript is spliced from 6 exons. Gene Ontology annotation, molecular function: protein binding. The record is from RefSeq and is a predicted model, not a curated record.
CUGGGUAGCAUCCAAGACUUCAAGCCUCAGACCUAAGGUUGUGCCUGCAUGAUGGGCCUCUGGGAGGAGUGGCCCAGACCCCAGCCCAGCACGUGGCACCACCCCAGGAGCAGCCAAAGCCUGGCUUCGGGCCGAGGACCCUGCUGGGUGGUCCUUCACGGGCUGCAAGGCUGAGCUGCCCCCUCCCGUCAGCGCAUUCCUAGCUCUCCAGCCCCUCCCCCGGCUCUAGGGCCUCCCAGCCCCCUCCCGCGCUGGCCCAGCCUGUGUCUGAAUCUGCUUCUGAUUCUGGCUGUCGGGACAAGGCCCCCUCCCCUCCUUCCUUCCCGAGCAGCUCCGCCCCUGGCUAGGACCAGGCUCGCGCCUGCUGAGCCCCCCACCCUCUUCUGGCACAGCUCCCCUACCCUCGCAGCAGCCAGGAGGAGGCGGCAGCUCCGGCGCCCCAGGCCCCGCCCGCCCAGGGCCCUUCCCGGGAGGCCGGGAGACCUGCUCCUCCUGGCCCUCGGUGGGUGAGUGCUGGCGGCCGGCGGCGGGUGGGGCCUCCGCGGGCAGAGGCACCGGGAGCGGGGGCGACGCCUGUCAACGCUCCAGGCCUAGCAGGAGGACUCGCCAACAUCCCUGCUGCUGUGCUCGGCCCCGGGCGUGCCGGUGGCUGCUCCCACUUCUGGGCCUGUGCUGGGGCCGCCCGGGGGUUCUGUUAUCUUGGCACUGCAGACGGGGCAGGCAGAGUCUCGGACUAGGCUCUCUCCCCUCGAGGGCAGAAUCCUUGGGCGGAAGCUGGCUGGUUAACCUACAGCGGCCACGGCCAUGCCCAUCUGGCCCUGGGGGCUGCUGCUGACCGCGGGCACGCUCUCCGUUGCCCUGAGCCCAGGGCUGCCGGCCACCGCCGACCCCUGCUAUGAUGAGGCGGGUGAGCCCCGCUGUUGUAUUCCUGGCCUAGUGAAUGCUGCUCUGGGUCGAGAGGUGCUAGCGUCCAGCACGUGUGAGAGGCCGGCCAAUCGGGUCUGUGAUUCCUCGGACCCGCAGCGGGCACACUCUGCAGACCUCCUGACCUCUGCUCCGGGCACCGCAAGUCCUCUCUGUUGGCGCUCCGAUUUGCUGCAACGGGCACCCUUCAACGUAACCCUCACGGUGCCCCUGGGGAAAGCUUUUGAGCUGGUCUUCGUGAGCCUGCGCUUCUGCUCAGCUCCCCCAACCUCCGUGGCCCUGCUUAAGUCACAGGACCAUGGCCGCAGCUGGGUUCCCCUGGGCUUCUUCUCCUCCAGCUGUAGCCUGGACUACGGCCGUCUGCCUGCUCCUGCUCAUGGCCCUGCUGGUCCAGGGCCAGAAGCUCUCUGUUUCCCAGCCCCCCAGGCCCAGGCUGACGGUGGAGGCCUUCUGGCCUUCAGUGUGCAGGAUGGCAGCCCGCAGGGCCUGGAUCUGGACAACAGCCCUGUGCUCCAAGACUGGGUGACGGCCACAGAUAUUCGUAUAUUACUCACAAGGCCUGCCAUGCAGGGGAACACCAGAGACGGUGGGGUCACAGUCCCCUACUCCUACUCAGCCACUGAGCUCCAGGUGGGAGGUCGAUGCAAGUGCAAUGGGCAUGCCUCGCGGUGUCUGCUGGACACCCAAGGCCACCUGGUCUGCGACUGCCAACAUGGUACAGAAGGCCCUGAUUGCAGCCGCUGCAAGCCUUUCUACUGCGACAGGCCAUGGCAGCGGGCAUCAGGACAGGAAGCUCAUGCUUGCCUUGCUUGCUCCUGCAAUGGCCAUGCCCGAAGAUGCCGCUUCAACAUGGAGCUGUACCGACUGUCCGGCCGCCGAAGUGGGGGUGUGUGCCUCAAUUGCCGGCACAAUACUGCCGGUCGCCACUGCCACUACUGCCGGGAGGGCUUCUAUCGUGACCCAGGCCGUGUCCUGAGUGACCGUCGUGCUUGCAGAGCUUGUGACUGCCAUCCAGUUGGUGCUGCGGGCAAAACCUGUAACCAGACCACAGGCCAGUGUCCAUGCAAGGAUGGUGUCACCGGCCUCACCUGUAACCGCUGUGCCCCAGGCUUCCAGCAGAGCCGGUCUCCUGUGGCACCCUGUGUUAAGACCCCUGUCCCUGGACCCACCGAAGAAAGCAGAAGUCCUGUCGAGCCACAGGACUGUGAGUCACACUGCAGACCUGCGCGUGGCAGUUACAGAAUCAGCCUGAAGAAGUUCUGCAGGAAAGACUAUGCGGUGCAGGUGGCAGUGGGUGCGCGCGGCGAGGCCCGCGGCGCGUGGACACGCUUUCCAGUAGCAGUGCUCGCGGUGUUCCGCAGUGGCGAGGAGCGCGCUCGGCGCGGGAGCAGCGCGCUGUGGGUACCAACCCUAGACGCGGCCUGCGGAUGCCCGCGCCUCCAGCCCGGCCGGCGUUACUUGCUGCUGGGAGGCGGGCCCGGGGCUGCAGCUGGGAGCACAGCGGGCCGGGGACCCGGGCUCAGCGCUGCCCGUGGAAGCCUCGUGCUGCCUUGGAGAGAUGCUUGGACUCGGCGCCUGAGGAGGCUGCAGAGGCGAGAGCGGCGGGGGCGCUGCGGGACCGCUUGAACCUGCUAGCUGGGCGUGGACUGGGCGGACGCUGCCUUCUAAGUCACUGGGCGCGUUCAACAGUGCACUAGCCUGCUGCAAGUGUCACGUGUACCGCCAUCUAAUUUCCCCCUCCCCCUCCCUCCCUUGAAACGUCUUUGGCGACACCUCGCCCUCAACUUAGAUGAGUGUGAAGGCCCCUAAGAGCUACCUGAAGGCUCCUAGGGCAGCCGUCACCCUCAGAGGACCCUGAUCUCAUCACCC